Molecule: messenger RNA, 2570 nt
Organism: Raphanus sativus (radish)
Lineage: Eukaryota; Viridiplantae; Streptophyta; Magnoliopsida; Brassicales; Brassicaceae
Exons: 13
Coding region: 166-2295 (709 amino acids)
Source: RefSeq, a predicted model, not a curated record
AACGUCCAACACAAAAGUACGACAUCGUUUUAUACGAAUACUGACCGGAGAGAUUCUGGGUCGCCUGCGCUGCUACAACACACUGAGUAAUUCCAAAUCAAAUGCAAAUCUGCCAUUGAUUUUGAUACAUCAUCAUCAAUCACGCCCCACGACGCUAAAACGAAGAUGAGGAAACGCGAUUUGGCUAUCCUGAUGCUCUCUGGAUUUGCUAUCUUCUUCACUCUUCAGCACGAGGGAGAUUUCGCGUUCAAAGAAGCAUGGUUCCAUCUGUACGAUGAUUACCCAGUCAAACACGAAUCCGAUCGUCUCCCACCUCCUCUCGUAGCCGAUCUUAACGGCGAUGGCAAGAAGGAGGUCCUCGUCGCUACAAACGAUGCCAAAAUUCAGGUCCUGGAGCCACACUCCAGGCGUGUGGAUGAAGGUUUCAGUGAAGCACGUGUUCUUGCUGAGAUCUCCCUUUUACCUGAUAAGAUCCGUGUUGCCUCCGGGAGACGCGCUGUGGCCAUGGCCACUGGUGUUAUUGAUAGGUAUUAUAAAGAUGGGACACCUCAGAAGCAGGUUUUGGUUGUUGUUACCUCUGGUUGGUCUGUCCUCUGCUUUGAUCACAACCUCAAAAAGCUCUGGGAAACUAAUCUUCAGGAGGAUUUUCCACAUAACGCCCACCAUAGAGAGAUUUCAAUUUCGAUAAGCAAUUACACGUUGAAGCACGGUGAUACUGGUUUGGUUAUUGUUGGUGGAAGGAUGGAGAUGCAGCCUUAUAAUCAUAUGGACCCAUUUGAGGAACUCGGCAUUAAUGAACAAAAUGCUGAGCAACACAGAAGAAGUGCUACUGAGAAACAGCCCACUGAAGAUUCUGGAGGUGUAAACUUGCGUCACUUUUCCGUUUAUGCAUUCGCUGGCCGGACUGGUGUUCUUCGAUGGAGUAAAAAGACUGAUGAUGUUGAAGCUCACACGUCAGAUGCGUCACAAUUAGUUCCCCAACACAAUUACAAGCUAGACGUGCAUUCUAUAAAUAGCCGUCACCCUGGAGAGUUUGAAUGCAGGGAAUUUAGAGAAUCAAUUCUUGGUGUUAUGCCUCAUCACUGGGACCGACGGGAAGAUACAUUGUUGAAGCUUGCUCAUUUCAGGCGACACAAGAGGAAAACGUUGAAGAAACAAGCUGGUAAGUCUGCAACGUUUCCGUUUCACAAACCUGAAGAACACACACCAGCUGGAAAGGACUUGUCGAGAAAGAUUCCUAAAUUGAUUGGGAAGGCUGCACGCUAUGCUGGCUCGGCAAAGCCCAAGAAGGUGAAAGCUCUUAUAAAACCAAAACACAUAUUGAUGCAGGGCAUGCAAUACAUACCGACUAUAACUAACUACACUAAGCUUUGGUGGGUUCCCAAUGUUGUUGUGGCUCACCAAAAAGAAGGAAUUGAAGCUAUUCAUUUGCCUACUGGUCGAACUCUUUGCAAGCUUCAUCUGCUCGAAGGUGGGCUUCACGCCGACAUUAACGGAGAUGGUGUACUCGAUCAUGUCCAGGCUGUCGGAGGCAAUGUGGGAGAGAGAACUGUAGUUAGCGGAUCAAUGGAAGUAUUGAAACCUUGCUGGGCAGUGGCAACCUCAGGCGUUCCCGUCCGAGAACAGCUCUUCAACGUCUCGAUCUGCCAUCACGCCCCCUUCAACUUCAUGCACUACGGAGAGUUUUCACGAAACUUUGCUCAGGCAAGAGACACAUCCUCUUUGGAGAUUGCAACUCCCAUUCUCAUCCCCAGAGAUGACGGUCAUAGACAAAGAAGAGGAAGUCGCGGAGAUGUAAUCUUCUUGACAAAUCGUGGAGAGGUGACAUCAUACACGCCUGAUGUGCACGGCCGCGAGCCGCUCUGGCAAUGGCAGCUUCAGACAGAAGCCACAUGGUCAAAUCUCCCAUCUCCAUCUGGUUUAACUGAGUCAGGGACAGUGGUCCCAACCCUGAAACCAUUCUCGCUACGCAUUCAUGAUAAUCAGCCUAUGGUCCUUGCCGGAGGAGAUCAAGCGGCAGUCAUCAUAUCUCCAGGAGGAAGCGUAUUGGCUUCCAUCGAGUUACCGUCACAGCCGACUCAUGCACUCAUCACUGAUGACUUCUCUAACGACGGAUUAACGGAUGUGAUUGUGAUGACAUCAAACGGGAUAUACGGGUUCGUUCAGACCAGACAGCCAGGAGCUCUGUUCUUCAGUUCGUUGGUGGGAUGUAUCUUAGUAGUAAUGGCAGUUAUCUUCGUUACUCAGCACUUAAACUCCGUUAAAGGUAAGCCUCGGCCUUCCUCUAGCUUUUGAUAAAUAAAACCUCAGAAGUGGGGUUUUCUUCCUCUCUACGGAAGUUGAACCGGUCCCAUCAGGGGCGGCGUUUACGCUCACCGGUUUGGUAUACCGGAGUAGAUUCAGUGUUUCAGCUUUGUAAUUUUAUUAUUAUAUAUAUAAUUACAGAAUUCUAUUAAGUGAAAAUGGUAGAGGCGAAUGUUAGGACUUUUUCUUGUUUCUCUCAGUUUUAAUGUUUAUUAAGUUGCAAGUGUUACUGUGACCUUUAUUUAAUCAAGAGUUUUUUUUCUAAA